AUGACUGAUACAGAAAGUGUACCAGAAUUGGAAGGUGAAUUUAUUGUCGAGAAAAUCCUAAAGAGAAGAAUUAAAAAUGGGAGAAUUGAAUAUUUCCUUAAAUGGAAAGGCUUCUCUGAUUCAGAAAAUACAUGGGAACCAACGGAAAAUCUUAACUGCCCCGAAUUGAUUCAGGCUUUUGAAGAGGAACGAGCUAAAUUUGAAUUGCCAAAAAGAAGUGAACAUAUUGAAAAGAUUGUUGGAGCCUUUAAGGACGGUGAUGACAUUAUCUUCGUUAUAAAAUGGAAAGGAACUGAUGAAUGUACCUUAAUGUCUUCAAAGAUUGCUAAUUUUGCUUAUACGCAAGAUGUCAUUAAGUUUUACGAGGAACGAAUCUCUUGGAAAUAA
Molecule: messenger RNA, 387 nt
Organism: Chironomus riparius
Lineage: Eukaryota; Metazoa; Arthropoda; Insecta; Diptera; Chironomidae
Source: the annotation of a GenBank genome assembly